UAAGCGUUGUCCAUUAGUUUAUAGGUCUAUGGUAGUUAACCCGGACCAUUAGAUAACCGAUUUUUUACAUUGAUAGUAGAUAACCGCUGGUAGGAGGACGCGAUACUUCGUGCGCACGUUUUUGUCGGCGAUAUAAUAUUUUGACAACUUACUGACGACUGUUAGCGACCGCGUGUCAUUCCAAAUACGAUCCUCAGCGAUUUGUGAUCAACAGACGUUUAUUUGUCGACCUCUAGAGUUUCGUCCGUCAUCCCGGUUGCCGCACACCAUUCACGUGAUUCCGGCCGUGAAACCUGUGGCAUAUCUGUUGGAAAAACGAAUCGCGUUCAUUGCUUUUCGUUAGAUUUGCAUCAGGUCUUACCGCCAACUCUUCCUACACUUCGAUCAGCGCAGCAGCUACGAUGGUAUUACAGUACACGAGCACAGCUGUUGACCCACCUGUAACGCUCCUGAGAGGUGUAGACAGCUAUGAAAAUGAUGAACUUAUUGAAAAUAUGUUACCUGAAGAUGUGUGGUUUCAUGUGGAUAGCCUCUCAUCAGCACAUGUGUAUCUAAGGUUAAAAGAGGGACAAACAAUUGAUGAUAUACCUAAACAAUUGUUGGAAGACGCAUGCCAAUUGGUUAAAGCAAACAGUAUUCAAGGAUGUAAAUUAGCUGAAGUUAAAGUUGUCUACACUAUGUGGUCAAAUCUUAAAAAAUUACCUGGCAUGAAACCUGGGGAAGUGUCAUUUCUGAAUCCUAGUAGUGUAAAAAAGGUUAAUGUGAAAAAAGAGAAGACUAUUGUUAAUAGAUUACAGAAGACCGAAAAAACUAUAGUAAUUGAUUACGAAAGUGCAAGGGCUGACAGGGAACGAAAAGAAAUUGAGAAGAAGAAAGCCGCAAGAAAAAUUAAUUUAGAAAACAAAAAAGAAGAAGAGCGUAGAAAUCGUGAAGCUGCUGAACUAAAGUCUUACUCAUCUCUUAUGAAAACUGAAAAUAUGACAGCAAACACUGAUUACUCUGGCUACGAUUCGGACAGUUUUAUGUAAACUUUAAAAAUAAAAUAAAAAAAGGUACUUAUAAAAAUGCAGCGAGCUUAUCAUUAAAUUAUUAUUUGUAGUUACUUAUUUACAUUUAAGUGAAGAAAUAUUUUCUGUCUGAUCAAUGUAUUUUUUUAAAAAUUAAUGAGCUUAUAUUUGAUUGUAAUAAAAAUUUCUGAUGAAUAAUAAGUUAAUCUUUUACACUUUAAAAUACCAAUACAUUACUGUUAUUAUUUAAUUUUUGUAAAUUAAUUAUAAGAAAUACUUUAAAAAUUAUUUCAAAACAUAUACUUCCAAUAAACUAAUAAUUUUUUUUUUAAAAUUAAAUGUCAUAUGUGUGUAACGAGGGAAAACCGGUUGCAUGUGCAAUAUUGAGGACAGUUGAACCCUAAAGGUGUAUUUGCGAUAACCAAGCGGCAGAUAGGUAUAAUGAUGUUCAGUUAUUGCUUCAAUAUUUUGGAUUAUAUUUUAUUGUCUGUUAAAUAUUUCAUCAAAAUAUGUAUUUGCUAAGUUUCACAAUAAGAUCAAUGUAAUCUUGUCUGGUGUUCUUUGAAAAUUAUUAUUACAUUAUCCCUCCCCCUUUUUUUUGUAUAAAAUAUCAACUCACAACAUAGCUUAAAUAUAUUAUUCAUAUCAAUACAAUUUAUCAAUCAAUUUUUUUAAACUAUUGAUGUAAUACAAUAAUAAUAUAAACCAUUUGUAAUUUAC
Molecule: messenger RNA, 1727 nt
Organism: Metopolophium dirhodum (rose-grain aphid)
Lineage: Eukaryota; Metazoa; Arthropoda; Insecta; Hemiptera; Aphididae
Product: coiled-coil domain-containing protein 25
Exons: 6
Coding region: 402-1028 (208 amino acids)
Source: RefSeq, a predicted model, not a curated record